CUUUGGAGCGUUACAUUUUUUUCCUGUCCUAAAUGAGAUCACACAACAUCUGUCGAUGGCCACAACUGAAGCAAGUCCUGAGUUGUGAGUCAGAAGAAGAGGAGAGGCUUGGCUGAUGACAAGCAUGAGCCAAACCACAGAUGCAUGCACGAACAAAAGGCCCAACUGAGCGCCAUCCCCUCUGCUUCCUGGCUUUGAACCAGCCACUCAGAGGGGGUGUGGCCACGGGGCUUAGCUAGUCUCCUUCACCUCCAACCAGCCCCUCACUGUGAGACUGGGGGCCCCUGAUGGAUCAGGGUAGUAGUGAGCAGAGUCCAGAGGAGCCGGACACAGGAGGCCGAGUAGAGCCAGAAGUCGGCAGGAGGGCGUCGGAGUCAGAGCACGGCUUGUCCAAAAUCACCCACAAUGCCCUGGAGAACAUGGGAGCGUUGGGCCAUGGCCUGAAGCAGUUGUUCCAGCCACAGCGCCGACGCUCCUCCGUUUCCCCACAUGACUCCGCCUCGUCCUCCACAGGCGCCCCUGCCCCUGAGCCCCUCGAUGUAGGGUCAGAGGUAGGGGAAGUCCCUACCUCCUUGGCCCUCCUCUCAGAUUCUGACAAUCCUGCCACUUCCGCCCCUCCCGCAGCUCUGAGCCGUGUUCUGCAGCAGAUCCGCGGUGCCCCUCCAAUGAUGAAGCGAGGGACCAGCCUGCAGAGCCGCCGCAGCAAGGCGGGGGGAGGCGGGGAUCCCCCCCAGAAAGGUAGCCCCCAGAUCCACCGUCGCAGUACGCAUGAGGCCCUGUUGCAAGCCGGACGCCCACGUUCCUCCUCCACGACUGACACACCCAGCAGCCCAGCCCUGGCAGACAUGCUGCUGACCUCUGGUUAUCACUCCACUGAGGAGCCUGACAAGUUGGACCGUUGUGAUGGAUCAGGCCCUGCCGUGUCACCCAACGCCCUCUCCUACAGCACAGACGGGUACGGGGUGGAUGUAGUGGACAAUACCCCGGACCCCCAGCGAACCAAGCAGGCCAUCGCCCAACUGCAGCAGAAGAUCCUUAAGCUCACGGAACAGAUCAAGAUCGAGCAGACCGCGAGCGAUGACAAUGUGGCAGAGUACCUGAAACUGGCGAACAAUGCAGACAAACAGCAGAGCGCCCGCAUCAAGCAGGUGUUUGAGAAGAAGAACCAGAAGUCAGCGCAGACCAUCCAGCAACUGCAGAGGAAACUGGAGCACUACCACCGAAAGCUACGCGAGGUGGAGCACAACGGCAUCCCACGCCAGCCUAAAGACGUUUUCCGGGACAUGCACCAAGGGCUCAAAGAUGUUGGAGCCAAGGUGUCAGGUGGUCUGUCAAGCAUCUCUCAAGCCACUCAUUCUGCGGCUGGAGCUGUGGUGUCCAAGCCCAGAGAAAUUGCCUCCCUGAUCCGCAACAAGUUUGGCAGCGCUGAUAAUAUUGCAGCUCUCAAAGACUCCCUGGAUGAGACCCAGGGAGAUGAAGGGGUAGGCCCAGGGGGAGCUAGGAGCCUUGGGGGAGGACAGCUUCAGUCUAGCCCUAAGUAUGGAAGUGAGGAUGACUGCUCUAGUGCCACAUCUGGCUCUGCAGGGGCCAACAGCACUACUGGAGCCCCUGGAGGCCCCCCGAGCUCCAAGGGCAAUACCCUCGAGCAUGCUCAUGGCUCAGGCUUUGAUACUCUACUCCAUGAGAUCCAAGAGCUCCGGGACAACCAGGGCCGAUUAGAACAGUCCUUUGAGAAUCUAAAAGCCCACUAUCAGCGGGACUACACUAUGAUCAUGGAAGCCCUACAAGAGGAGAGAUUCAGGUGUGAACGUUUAGAAGAACAACUCAAUGACUUAACAGAGCUGCACCAAAAUGAAAUCCUCAACUUGAAACAGGAACUAGCUAGCAUGGAGGAGAAGAUUGCUUACCAGUCUUACGAAAGAGCUAGAGACAUCCAGGAGGCGCUGGAAGCGUGUCAGACACGCAUAUCCAAGAUGGAGCUACAGCAGCAGCAACAACAGGUGGUGCAGCUUGAGGGCUUGGAAAAUGCAACAGCACGGACUCUCCUGGGCAAACUCAUCAAUGUGCUGCUAGCUGUUAUGGCUGUUCUUUUAGUGUUUGUCUCCACAGUGGCCAACUGUGUUGUCCCCUUGAUGAAGACCCGCAGCCGCACGCUUUCUACGCUACUUCUUGUAAUCCUGCUUGCCUUCCUCUGGAGAAACUGGGAGGUGAUUUCACAAUACCUGGACCGAUUGUUUCUACACCCUAGAUGACCUGCUUGGAGUGGCUCUGUGAAAAGAUGGAGGGAUAGAGGGGUGAAGCCAAUGUGAAGGAAGGGAAGGAACCCAUACAGAGGGGUUGAAUCUCAGGGGUCCUGUCUGCUUUCUUGUUCUUCCUCUGCACCAUCCAUUUCAAAAGGUUUAAUGGGAGCUAAUCGGAGGUUCGGGAGCCUUACAUUUUCUGAGAUCUGGUUUGAGAAGAAUGAGAGGGCGGAGACUAAUGGGAAUCAAGGCUGGACAUUUGGGAUUCAUUUGCUACCUUCAGUGCAAUUGUGGUACAAGCACACAAGGGUAGGGCAUAGUUGAAGGAGGGGCUGAGAGAACUGCACACUUAAUUUCUCUCUUCUGGGUGAAUUUGUUUACAUGUGGAGAACUUACCUUGUUUCCUCGCAAGGGAAAUUGUAAUCCAGCGAUUUAUUGUUUUAGAGUUAAUUCAAGUGUUAUCUUAUUGAUGUCACCGCUAUUAUUAAUGCAGUUAAAUGAUGGCUUUCUCUCUCCUUUGCUGAGGUUUAAGUGGUAAUAAGCUCACACUUUUUCCCCCCUCAUUGGCCUCUCUUCCUGCGAGUUCUUUUUCUAAUCUCGUCAUUUUGAUAUUAAGCCAGUCCAGUCUCUCUGUCCUCUUAACUCAGUUUUCUUGGGUUUCACCUCGUUUCGACAACUCUUCCCACUUUCCGCUCAUCACACUGUGAGAAAUGAGACGCUUGCAGAUCAACUACACUGCUAGUGAAUCUGACUUACUCAUCACUGGAUUCAUUAGUUGUGGGUUUCCUACCUUGUACCUUUUGGAUGCGAAGAGUCAGCAACACUGGUUCUGCUACCAGGAUACGAAACAGAGAUAAUUUGGUUUGAAGGUGCCACCUUGCACUUUGAGCCAAUGGCCCUGAGCCCAAUUGUCCUGAUGGCCACGCCACUGCAGAAGAAUAACUAACCUAUGAACUGAACGAACAUACUUGAAGAGCGCUACAAAUGCUCCGAGACUCAGUGCUUCCGUACUGUUUCUAUUAGUGACAAUGAAAUGGUAAUACUUUUUAGUUGAUUUUUUUAUUUUUUAAAGACAAAUAAAC
Molecule: messenger RNA, 3322 nt
Organism: Lampris incognitus (smalleye Pacific opah)
Lineage: Eukaryota; Metazoa; Chordata; Actinopteri; Lampriformes; Lampridae
Gene: tmcc1b
Product: transmembrane and coiled-coil domain family 1b
Exons: 7
Coding region: 288-2252 (654 amino acids)
Cellular component (GO): endomembrane system
Source: RefSeq, a predicted model, not a curated record